AUGAUCGUUUGCAACCUGAGCCUAAGCUGUGCGCACUGUACCGGAGGAGGAGCUGGAAGCACGGCGGCGACGGCAGCGGCUACAGUAGCGGCGGCUGACGCGUACGAGCAGGUGCCCGGGUCUCUGCCCCCUCAGACCCUCAGCCCGAGGGGGCACCUUGUGGUGGCGGUGUGCCUCGGCUUCAUCGGCACCUUCGGCUUCCUCACAAACUUCCUGGUGCUCGCGCUGUUCUGCCGGUACCGUGCCCUGCGCACGCCCAUGAACCUCCUGCUGGUGAGCAUCUCCGCGAGCGACCUGAUGGUCAGCGUGCUGGGCACCCCGUUCAGCUUCGCGGCCAGCACCCAGGGGCGGUGGCUGAUCGGACGUACUGGGUGCGUUUGGUAUGGGUUUGUGAACGCAUGUUUGGGCAUCGUCUCCCUCAUCUCCCUCGCCGUUCUGUCCUAUGAGCGUUACUGCACCAUGAUGGCAACCACGGUCGCCGACGGACGAAAUUUUCGCCCAGCUCUGAUAGGGAUCUCCUUCUCCUGGCUCUACUCCGUGGCCUGGACUGUACCUCCUCUUCUGGGCUGGAGCAGUUACGGCCCAGAGGGUCCUGGAACCACCUGCUCGGUGGACUGGAGGACCCAGACAGCAAACAAUAUCUCCUACAUCAUCUGCCUGUUCACAUUUUGCCUGGUCCUGCCGUUCUGCGUCAUCGUGUACUCCUACGGCAAGCUACUGCAAGCCAUCAGACAGGUGCGCAGUGCGAGUUCAGUGGUGACCCGGCGCAGAGAGCAGCGGGUGCUGUUGAUGGUCGUCACCAUGGUAGCGUGCUACCUGAUCUGCUGGCUUCCCUAUGGAGUGGCGGCCCUCCUUGCAACCUUCGGCCCCCGUGAUCUUUUGACCCCAGAGGCAACCAUCACGCCGUCGUUGCUGGCCAAGUUCUCCACCGUCAUUAACCCUUUUAUCUACAUAUUCAUGAACAAACAGUUCUACAGGUGUUUCAGGGCGUUCUUUAGACGCUCCACCCCUGAGCGAGGCUCCACAUUAAAGACAUUUUCACGAGCGACAAAGACGUUUCGUAACUUCCGCCAGGAGAAACCACACCCCGUGUCUGCUCCUGCGCCCUCCCCUGCCCAGCCCACGCCCCUCUCCAUCCACAACUCCUCACAGCGAGUCAGUCUGGGGGCUCCAUCUCCUUCAAAUCACAACUCUGCUGCUUCCUACACUCCUGCUGCUGCUGCUAACAGUCCCAAACCAAAACUCUUUCUGGUGGCGUACUACAGGGAAUAGAGAAACAUCAUCAACAUCAACGGGAGGUGAACAUUUACAGAAAGGAGACUUGGGGUGCAGCUCUCCAAUUAAGAAACAAAUCCUCUUAAUAGUAGAAAAGAGCGAGUGCAAAGUGAGCUCAGUGGGAAUCCUUAACACAAGCAGGGACGUCCUAAUCCCAGAGCAGGUUAUCAUUGCUCUGUGAAGUCGGCAAACAGGGACACACACAAAAUGCCAGUCUUAUCCUGCUUACCAGAGGCUCUGUAUACAAAGCAGGAGACCGGGGCUGAGCAGAGUUCUCCGUGUUACGACCACAGACUCCUUUACAGACAGAAGAAUCUACAUAACUAGGUCGAGAUAUCUUUGUUAUGUCACAAAAUGAUGUUCUCUCCUAAUCUGGGGACUUAUUCAGGAACGUUUUGGAAUAAGCACAGCAUUGUCUGGUGGAGAUUUCAUUAACUGUUUGGUUGUAUUUUUUCAGUAAACGGGGCAAAGAGGUAUUUUGACAGCUCAAGUGUGUAGCUUCUGUUACUAGGAUUAUUCUCUUCUCUUUUUUUUUUUUUUUUGCAACGAUAAUUCGUUUGAAGAAGCGGGUAAGCGUUUCUCCCUGACCCCAUUUCCAUGGCUGAUAAUUGAGGAUUUGAAACAGAGAAUUAAAUAUUUGUUGGAACAAUUUUAUGCAAUUUAGAACUGGGAAGAUGUUAUGCCUUUCUUUACACUCUGCUGCACAUAGGCCCUCUGUCUUCUACACUGGGAUCCUAAUGAAAUCAUUUAAAGGGACAUUUCACCGUACUAUGAGGAACAUGUAGAGAUUUCACUGCUUUGAGUUGUCUUGAUGUUUCUGCUGUUUCUCUUUGCAAAGUGGA
Molecule: messenger RNA, 2117 nt
Organism: Labrus bergylta (ballan wrasse)
Lineage: Eukaryota; Metazoa; Chordata; Actinopteri; Labriformes; Labridae
Gene: tmtopsb
Product: teleost multiple tissue opsin b
Biological process (GO): cellular response to light stimulus; G protein-coupled receptor signaling pathway; visual perception
Cellular component (GO): plasma membrane; photoreceptor outer segment
Molecular function (GO): G protein-coupled photoreceptor activity
Source: RefSeq, a predicted model, not a curated record